AUGCGUGCAACGGCAGUGACAGCGCUGCUGUGGUUGGUGGCAGUGGCUGUGAGCGUCGUCCAAGCUCAAGUCCAAUGCACCAACCUCCAAGAUCAAGGUACGUUUGCGUUUGCUGGCAACAUGGCGCAGACGUCCAUGACGCGUGAGGCGUGUGCCACGCUCUGCUACACCUUCAACUUUUCCCUCAGCGCCCCUUCCUCCGACUGCAACGAGCCAUGCACGGGGGUGUCAACCGAGAUGUGCAGAGCAGCCAAUCGCAUGAACAUCAAUCCGGGCAAACUGUUCCGGCAAACCCGAUCCCACAGGGAGUUGCCGUUCUGCAACACGAGUCUGUCCAUCGGUGCCCGCCUCGACGACCUCAUUGGACGCCUCAGUCUUCAGGAGAAGGCCGGUCUCAUUGGCCCUGAUCCCGUCACCAGUCCAUGCGCCUUCCUUGACUUUGGUGUCAAGAGGCUUGAUAUCCCGCCGUAUCUGUAUCUGGUGGAGACGAACACGGCCGUUGCCUUUGCGUGCAUCAUCAGCCAGGACAUGUGUGCCACAACCUUCAUUGGCCCCACAGGUCUUGGCGCAGCCUUCAACCGAGUCGUAUCCACGGAGAUGCGCGCCUUCAACAAUCUCAACUGGCACAGGGGCGGCAGCGUCUUGCAGAAGAUCGGACUCACAGGCACAGACCCGUGCUUGAGCGGUGAGUGCGCUGCUGCUGACGUCACCGGCUGCCAGGACGGCACAGACAAGAACGACGCUGUUUCAUAUGCACACUUGGUGGUGGACGUGUCAUUUACACUGCUGUCACCGCUCCAUUGCGAUUUUGGACAAGCCGCAUGGCAUUCAACGGGAACAUCUCCACCUUUGACCUCUGAGACACCGAGUACACGCGCGGGCAAUCACUGCCAUGUGCUCGUGCGCCAGCAUCAACGGCGUGCCCUGGUGUGCGAACAACAUGCUGCUCAACGACGUCACGCUGAGCGGUGGCGCAGAUAUGGAGCUCGGGGAGACAUGCUUUACCACAAACGGCUACUUGGAGCAGGCUGUGCAGCACAACCACACAACAAUCCACACAGUGCACAACAACACCGCAUCGAUGAGUGCACGAUCUGCGGAUUCAACCCUCCAGUAACGGCCGCUGCAUCAGCAAGUGCCCCGAUGGCGAGUAUGAGCUCGGCCAGCGGGUGUGCUGAAUGCCAUUCCACGCGUGUGCCGAAUGCCAUUCCACCAGACGCCACCAACUGCCUCAACCUCUGCGACGGCAAUCUCACCAGUCGCGCAUUGCCCAUUGCCCUCCCGACUGGCUACUACGCCAAGGACCACCGCUGCGUGCCAUGCACCACGUGCGGCAUGGGCACUUGGGCCUCCACCUCAUGCUCCGCGUCCUCCGACGCCGUCUGCUCUCCCUGGACCGAGUGCAAGCCUGGCCAGAAGGAGUCCGUCUGUCUCUGGCAACGCCGUGCGCGACCGUGCGUGAGCUGCACCCUCGGCAUGGAGUACCAGCCGCUGUCAGACCGCGCCUCGUGCUUCCCCACCAGCGUGUGCGAGGAGCCCUUCAGCGAGACCAUCCCGCCCACGCUCACCACAGACCGCCUCUGCUCCUGCGACACGCUCACCUGCAACCUCAUCACGCAGCUGUUUGAGGAGAUGGUGUGCGCCUGGCCCACGGACGAGCAGCUCGACGUUGUACUGGACGUGUGCUGCUCCAGCCAGGGCGAUGAUGGCAUCCGCAACACCAUUCGCCAGAUGGAUGCCGACGAGGCACGCCGCUCCUGCCCAGGCUGCACAGACACGUGCGAGUGCAGCACAGGCUUCAUCCUUGUCUACGACGCCGAUUCGGCCAACUGUUGUCCGUGCGACGGCGUGACGGAGUUCUCCCCGUCCAUUGGCGGCAGCAAAUGCGAGCCCAUUGAGGAGUGCGAGUGCGGCCAGGAGGAGGUCUCCGCGCCAACCCGCUCCUCGGACGGCGUGUACCGCGACUGCCCGGCCGGCCCCAUCGACGCGGACAGCGACGGCUCCACGGGUUGCCAGAUGUGCGCUGGCCACUACACGGAGGCGGGCUCCCACGGCUCCUGCUCCAGCUUCACCUGCCACGCCAGCACCCACGACCACCACGACAGCGACCCUGCCACCCCGUGCAACGACGUCACAGACUGCGCGUCCGGGUUUGAGGAGGUGCAAGCCAUGACGCUCCUCAUCAGCGACUGCGUGUCUGCGACGAGUGUCCUGGAGGGCACGUACAAGGCUGUCUCUGGCCAGCCAGGGCGUGCCCUGCCUCCCCGUCACCACAGUACAUUUCCACGCAUGGCCGUGAGCAAGUGCGAGUUUGGCACCUUCCAGAGCCAGGUGCCCACGCUCGACUCCGACCGCGAGUGCACGCUGGAGUGCUCCGGGUGCUCUAGUGACCGCUACGAGAUUCGCGCCUGCUCUGCGCUGGAGGACGUGCAGUGCGCCGGCUGCUCCGCGUGCUCCCCCAAACACAUACAUCCUGCGCGCCUGCGACUCGCGAGAAUGACGUGUCGUGCCAGCAUGCAAUCUGCCGACGGAGUACGAGCGCACCGCCUGUGCCACCUCAUCACCAAGUGCGGCCCUGGCGAGCAGCGCACCCGCGCCCCCACCUCCACCUCCAACACCAAGUGCGAGCCAUGCCCCAUCGGCACCACCGACCACGACCGCAACCCGCUCACCGCCUGCCAGCCGUGCCUUUACGGCCACUAUGUGCCUGCGGGCUCCAUCGGCUCCUGCAAGCAAUUCCUGUGCCCGGCCGGCACCGUCGACCUGGACCGCCACAACGCCAGCACGCCGUGCAUGCCGUGCCAGGCUGGCGUGGACUUUGCCGCCCUCUCUGGCCAGCGCGAUUGCACGCCUGUGACGGAGUGCGACCUCGGCUACGAGGAGGUGGUGCGCCCCACCAUCUUCACCGACCGCCAGUGCCGCCGCUGCAUCGAGGCCCUGUUCUACCGCGACAGCAACACGGACUUCUCCACGCGCGUGUGUCGCCCUGCGAGCCUGGCUCGUUUGAGACGGCCGCACCCACCAUCAGCACGGACCGUGAGUGCCAGAUGGGCCCGCAUAUGCCCCAACAACAACACGUUCAUCUCGCGCCCGCUCAUGCCCACGCAGAACCGCAUCUGCUCGCCGUGGAUGCAGUGUCUGUCCAGCGAGUACGAGCUCGUUGCGCCGUCGCUGGUCAACGACCGCGAGUGCCAGCGCGUGCGCUCGUGCCAGCACACAGAGUACGAGUGGAGCAGUUUGAGGUGCUCCCACCGUGCGUGCGUGCCCGCGUACUCUGUCUCGCUCGUCUUUGACGCCAAGUUCAACGUCCUUGCCGGCAGGCUGUCGCACCGCGGGGCGUUUGAGGCCGCGCUGGUGCAGUCCAUCAACCACGACGCAGGACGCGUCGCAGAUUCAUUCUGCGCAUCGACCUGCGCCAGGGCCCAUCAUCGCCACUGUCGCCUCCCUCAACGAGGACUUUACGCGCUCCUCUUCAGCCGAUCCGUCUCUGGCGACGUCACCGUCAUGGGCUCCACCGCAUCGCCGUGCGAGGCCGACGUGUCCUGGACGACUCGUCCCUUUGGCAACGAGCUCAAGGCAUCUGAUGCAGUUGGCUCUUGGACCACCACGGCGUUGUUGGAGGAGACGCCAGCAGUGUUGAUGGUUGUGGUAGGAGUGCACGCCAUUGCAACAGCAACGACAGCUGAUGAGGUGGUGGUGGUGAUUGUGUUUGCAUUCCUCACUAGUUCCAGCAACGGCAAUGAAGUGGGCACUGUGCUUCUGGUGGGCACGCAUGUGCUGGCUAUUGUUGGUGCCAUGGCUGGCAGCAGCAGUUGCUGCAAUGCGAGGCAAUAG
Molecule: messenger RNA, 3834 nt
Organism: Salpingoeca rosetta
Lineage: Eukaryota; Choanoflagellata; Craspedida; Salpingoecidae
Exons: 16
Coding region: 1-3834 (1277 amino acids)
Biological process (GO): carbohydrate metabolic process
Molecular function (GO): protein binding; hydrolase activity, hydrolyzing O-glycosyl compounds
Source: RefSeq, a predicted model, not a curated record